Pestalotiopsis fici W106-1 is the source of this 636-nucleotide messenger RNA. RefSeq lists its product as uncharacterized. The transcript has 2 exons. The record is from RefSeq and is a predicted model, not a curated record. Bases 1 to 636 code for a protein of 211 amino acids. NCBI's taxonomy places the organism in Eukaryota, Fungi, Ascomycota, Sordariomycetes, Amphisphaeriales, Sporocadaceae.
AUGGAGAACGUAUAUGCACUCAGUGGCGCAGUGCCCAUGCGAUUCACAGACCUUACCACCCACACCAGGCGCCAGAUGCGCGACUACCUCACGACUUGGGGCAGGCACCACAUGCAGAACAUGGGGCCAAUCUCCCUCCGAAAGCUUGAGGAGGUUGUCGACGAGCUGAUCUUCGACGCCUGGACUGGAGGCGACAAGAUCACGGAGCCCAAGAUGGAUUGGCCAAAGAUCACCGAGAUCUAUGUUGCGGUCGGCAUUUUCAAGAAGGACUUGCCUGACCCUAAUCGUGCUCGGUCUCUUUUUGAGACUGACUAUCUUGCCGAGCUGCUGACCUACCUCGGCCUGCGGGAGCGAUACACUCCCCACGAAUCGAGAAAGGCUGGAAAAACAGCCUGUGUCAGAGCACGACUGGAUAAGUCGCAAGAUGCCGUUAUAUUGGAUUGGCUGGAUGUUCGCGGCAAGUGGGUGCCAUACACCUACAUUGAUUUUCAGACCCCCGACAACAAGCCAUCCAAUGCCAUUAUCGCUCAAGCCUGCCGGCAAUCGACGCAGAGAAAUGGUAUCCCUCGGGAACACACAAAGUUCGUAGCAUUCCCUAGAUUUGCAGGUAUUUUAUAUACUUUUUCUUUUCUUUAA